Molecule: messenger RNA, 2740 nt
Organism: Phoenix dactylifera (date palm)
Lineage: Eukaryota; Viridiplantae; Streptophyta; Magnoliopsida; Arecales; Arecaceae
Source: RefSeq, a predicted model, not a curated record
GACAAAUAGCAGAAAAUAAAUCUCCCUCCCCCGCCUUUGCUACGCUCUCUCCGAUGUCCUGAGGCUUUCGGAGCUUGGCUUCUUUGAUGCGGUCUGGGCUUUCAUGUCGAUGUAGUCCGUUCUCAUCCAAUGCCCGCUUAUCCCUUCGCCGUUCUUCCACAGCCCCCCACCACCCUAUACUCUCCCUCGUCCCUACCUCCCCUUCGUUUCCCCAACUCCUCCAAGCCCAUGCCCAACUCGUCGUUCGCGGCCUCACCGCCAGCCGCGCCGCCAUGGCCCACCUCCUCGCCCAUUGCGCCCUCUGUACCUCCGCCCCGCCCCACUACUUCCACGCCAUCUACGCUCGCAUCGACCGCCCCAACGUCUUCGCUGCCAACAACCUCCUUCGCUGCCUCGCCAGGUCCGCCGCCCCUAGCGACAGCCUCCUCUUUUACUCCCGGAGCCGCCGAGCCGGCGUUCUGACCAAUAACUACACGUUUCCUUUCCUUCUCCAAGCAUGCAGCAGAACUCCGGUGGUCGCCGAAGGCGCCCAGGUCCACGCCCACGUCGUCAAGCUUGGUUUUGAUGGAGAUUUGUACGUUAGGAACGCUUUGAUUCACUUCUAUAGCUCCUGCUGCGAGAUGGAUGAAUCGGAAAGAGUUUUUAACGAGUUUCCGGAGCGGCGGGAUGUGGUGUCGUGGAAUGCGAUGUUAGCAGGGUAUGCGAGGACGGGGCGGAUCGAUGUCGCCGAGGAGUUGUUCGAAGGAAUGCCGGAGAGGGAUGCGAUCUCCUGGAGUACUAUGAUAAUGGGUUACGUUCAAGGUGGGAUUUUGGAAAAAGGAUUGAAGUUGUUUAGGGAAAUGGUAGACAAGGGAGAGAUGGUGAAUGAGGCUGCUCUGGUUACGGUUCUGUCCGCAUCUGCCCAGUUGGGCUUGCUUGAAAAUGGCCAAUUUAUUCACUCCAACAUUAAAGCACGUAAUUUCCCGAUCACUCUUGCCGUUGGCACAGCACUGGUAGACAUGUAUGCGAAAUGUGGAAGCAUCAAACUCUCGAAACAAGUUUUUGAUGGAAUGCCGCAGAGAGAUGUCUUUGCUUGGAAUGCUAUGGUUUGUGGGCUGGCCACGCAUGGAAUGGGAAAGGAAGCGCUCGAGCUCUUCCAAAGGUUUCUCAACGAAGGGCUUCGUCCCACAAGUGUGACCUUUGUGGGGGUCUUAAAUGCAUGCAGCCGUGCUGGUUUGGUCGCUGAAGGCCGUCAAUACUUCAAGUCAAUGAUAGAAGAUUAUGGUAUUGAACCGGAGAUGGAACACUAUGGCUGCAUUGUUGAUUUGUUAGGACGUGCUGGUCUUGUGUCUGAAGCACUCGAAUUGAUCGAAGGGAUGAGUGUCUCACCAGACCCAGUUCUGUGGGGAACAUUGCUAGGGGCAUGCAAGAUACAUGGAUUGCUAGAUUUGGGCAUUACAAUAGGGAAUAAAUUGGUCGAGCUAGACCCUUCCCAUGAUGGGCAUUAUGUUCUUCUGGCUGGCAUAUAUGCCAAAGCAAGGAAAUGGGAAGACGUCAUUAGGGUUAGGAGAUUAAUGUCUAACCGAGGAACUAAUAAGGUUGCUGGUUGGAGCCUGAUCGAGGCCCACGGAAGUGUUCAUAAGUUUGUGGCAGGGGACAGGGAGCACAAGGAUUCUUCGGAGGUUUACAUGACACUUGAAAUGAUUGGAAGGAGGUUGGGUGAGGCUGGUUAUAUGCCGGAUGUUUCGUCUGUCUUGCAUGAUAUUGGGGAUGAGGAAAAGGUGCAUGCGAUCACGGAGCAUAGUGAAAGGUUGGCUAUUGCUUUUGGUAUGAUGGUGGUUGAUGCAGAUCUUCCAAUUCGUAUUGUGAAGAACUUGAGGGUCUGUGGUGAUUGUCAUGAGUUCAGCAAGAUGGUGACAAAGGUAUUUGGCAGGGAGAUUGUUAUGAGAGAUGGAAGUAGGUUUCACCAUUUCAAGGAGGGGAACUGUUCAUGUCUUGAUUAUUGGUAAGGAAUUGAUAUGAUCAUUUAGUCAAUGAUGGACUGAAACUGAUGGUUUGGAAGCAUUUUGCUCUUGGUGGGAAAAAUGAGCAGUAAUUAGUUGGUCUCAUGCAUUGAGGUGGCGGUGCUAAUAGAUCAUUGUCAAUUGUCAUUGUUCUACAACAUCGUAAUAGAAGUGGCACUGCUCCCUUUGCCUUUAUGUCAGAACAGCUUGUUUUGCUAUUAAGAAGGUUUUAAAGGGUAGCUGUUGGAUAAUUCAACUGCAAACUAAGUCACAUGCUAUCUCGGCAGUGCAACUGUAGAUGCAACAUAUCCAUAACUGGUGCAAUAGGUUUCAAAAGGUCCAGUACAUAACCACUCGUUGCUGCAGCAUCUAUCCUUGAGUCAUUUGACAUGCAUUGAGACUUCCUAGUGGUGGUGCCGAAUAUUAUCUGGCCUCUGGAUUCAGAACGGAAGUGGGGAGGCAGAACUGAAGCCAGCAAAGAGAAUGAGGAGCGAAUAAGUUAAAAUUCUUUUUCAGAUAAUGGAAUUAUAAUAUGCUCGAGUAGUAAAGGUUGUUUAGUUUGUAGCCUUGAUUGAUAUCGGGAAGCUUCUGGCCAUAUGCAUCUUAUAAUGCAGUGAAACUUCAGUUGAUGCAUUAGUAGUGCUUAAUGGAUUAGUAAAUGUGAGUGUUUAUCUUGAUAACUGUAAAAUGAUUGAUUGUUCCCUGUAACCAUGCAAAUAUUUAUUAAAUUGAAUGUGGCUAGUCAUCUAACCUCUCAA